CGAAACACCCGGGGGUUAGUUGGUUGACUGCGCGAGAGAAUUUACUGACUUGCUAUGUCAAACAGCUAUCCGAAGGAAUUAAACAUCCGCGGAAAGCCAGCUUUGUAUUAACUAAUAGCCUUCGUCCCUGACUUAGUUACACUCGGUAGUCAAACAGUGAACUAUCACUGUUCAUACAUUUCAGCGCUACCGGUUCUUCCAUUUUGUUGAAUCAGCGAAAUUAGCGACGGCCCCACAGGAAAAUGGGAUCAACAGAAACCUUUCCUUUCUGUCUCUCCAUCCCUUUAGAAGUGGGGUGGAACUGACUGACUGUAAUAGCCAAUUAGAAUCUGUGGAAACUUCUCAGGCCACACCUCUUUGGGUGUAGAGAUGAAAGAAGAAUCUCUGCAGGAUGGCACAGAUUAUUCAGGAGUGGAGCUGCGAUCAGAUCUGCAGAGAACUGAAGACACACAGGAAAGGAAACCUGAAAAUGGAAUGAGCUGGCAGGAAAGAGACAUUCUAUCCAAAAUAAAGAAGGAGGAAGAAUGGGAGUGGCAGAGUGAGGAUGGUGUGAGAAAUGAAGAAGUCAAGGGACUGUGGAGGGACCAAGAACAAGAGAGAGAUGAAAAAUUUGAGCCAGAAGUAACUGGCCAAAAGCUCCAAACUGAUGGAGGACUGGAGAAUGAUGGAAAAGUAGAUUUUAUGAAACAGGAAGGGGAUGACCUGUCACUUCAGAUAACUUCCUGUCUGUUGAAACAGCCAAGAGUACUAAUCCAUCAACACAAUAUAACAGAUUUUUUAGUUCCUUUAGUUUCACCUCCCAAAUCCAUUACCAGUUUUGGGGUCCAGACAUUGGUAGCUACACAGAAACAGGAAGAGCUUUUACCAAUGAGGAAAGAGAGAUCACUGAAGCAAAAGAGAAAGGUCAAGACCCGGAAGAGAAAGAAAUCACGUUUGGAUUCAUCAGAGAAAGAUGCCUCUCCUGAACCCUCCAAUGGAUCUCAGAAUGCUGGGGAGAAUAGUCACUGUACGGACAGAGAUGAAGAGGGCUGGGUCAUGCCCCUCUGUGAGGCCUCCAGCAGUCCUGCCACCCCAUCCUCCUGUUCUGAUCGCCCACCCCAAGGCACCUCGCAGACGGACCAGGUCCAGAAACGCAGGCGCAGCUACCAGCAGUACUGGCACAGAGAAUAUCUGAUGGACUUUGACCCGCAACAGAACCGGAUGAACUGCAUGGUGUGCAGCAGCUCACUGGUCACCCUUCAGGUCAGCACCAUCAAGCGGCACAUCCGGCAGAAGCACCCAGGCUCUCUGCUGCUGACCCCCGCUGACAAAGAGAGAAUCCGCAGGAGCUGGGCCGAGCACCUGGGACAGGACCCGAAACCCAGCCAUGUGCCAGGCGGGAUGACCAAGGGACAGGAGGAGUUGUUGGACAGCGAACGGCAUUCCAUUGGGCAGGCUGGUGAGCUGCCAUCUCAGAUCUUUGUCUGCUCCCAUUGUCCAUUUGUUCACACGGAAGAAGUGAACCUUCAGCAACACAUUAAGGAGGCUCACCCUGGAGAGCACAGCAGGAGUCUAAAGUUUGGAGUAAACCAAGAAGGGAACCCACUGCUUGUCAGCAGGACAGAUCAACACCCCUCACCCAUUACGACACACCCCACUCCAACACAGUCCCAUACAGGCACUGCAGGGACCUACAAAUGCUCUGUGUGUGGUGACAGUUUCAGAUAUCCCUCACUUCUGAAAAAUCAUAUGCAGAUUCACACAGGUGAGCAGCGGCACCCUUGUCCCCUGUGUGGGAAGAGUUUUGAGCUGGAAUCCCUGCUCACAGAACACCUGCAAUCUUAUCAUGGAGAGCAGCUGUAUUCUUGCUCCCCAUGUGGGAAGAGCUUCACUUCUCCAUCAGACCUGAAGAGACACCAACAUAUUCACACAGGGGAGAGACCGUACAACUGCUCCCAGUGUGGGAUGAGUUUCAGCCUGCCGUUUACUUUGAAGCAGCACCAAUCGAUUCACUCUGGGGAGCGCCCAUUCCAGUGCCGCUAUUGUGCGAAGAGUUUCAGGCGAGCGAUACAGCUAACUCGACAUGAGCGAACUCAUACAGGGGAAAGCCCUUACCACUGUUUCCAAUGUGAAAAAAGCUUCAAAUCACCCUCAGACCUGACGAGACACAAGCGAAUUCACUCUGGCGAGCGGCCGUACCUUUGCUACCAGUGCGGGAAGAGUUUCAGUCAGUCCAGCAACCUGAUACAGCACCAACAGAGCCAUUCUGGGGAGCGCCCUUUCCGCUGCUCCCAGUGUGGGAAGAGCUACAGUCGGUCAAGUACUCUGACACUACAUCUGCGGACUCAUACAGGUGAACGGCCAUUCGUUUGCUCCCAGUGUGGGAAGUGCUUUACUAAAUCUUUUAACCUAAAGCAGCACCUUAAAACUCAUAGGAAAGCAUCUUCCAUUAAUACCAGGGUGGAGAAGAGCCUUGAUGCCUGACAAAACAAUGUAUUUGACCUCAGACUUGUAAGAUGAGCUGAGCCAUAUUGUGUGACCUCUACCUGUGGAACAGCAGGGAUGUACAAAAUAUGAUGUAUAAUCCACAUCAAAAUAAAUGAGCUUGUGUAUUUAUAA
This is a messenger RNA of Anguilla anguilla (European eel), 2598 nucleotides long. RefSeq names its product zinc finger protein 2-like. Gene Ontology annotation, biological process: regulation of transcription by RNA polymerase II. Gene Ontology annotation, molecular function: RNA polymerase II cis-regulatory region sequence-specific DNA binding; DNA-binding transcription activator activity, RNA polymerase II-specific. The record is from RefSeq and is a predicted model, not a curated record. Lineage: Eukaryota; Metazoa; Chordata; Actinopteri; Anguilliformes; Anguillidae. Gene Ontology annotation, cellular component: nucleus. The transcript has 5 exons. Bases 370 to 2463 code for a protein of 697 amino acids.